Aspergillus tubingensis is the source of this 444-nucleotide messenger RNA. RefSeq lists its product as uncharacterized. The record is from RefSeq and is a predicted model, not a curated record. NCBI's taxonomy places the organism in Eukaryota, Fungi, Ascomycota, Eurotiomycetes, Eurotiales, Aspergillaceae. The coding region runs from base 1 to 444 and encodes 147 amino acids. The transcript is spliced from 4 exons.
AUGCAGACCAAAUCCCUCCUCACCAUCCUCCUCAGCGCCGCUCUGGCUGCUGCUACCGUUGACCCCGCCAGCUCUAACACGAAGGGAAAGUGUCCGGGUACUUAUAACUGCUCUGCCGCCAAAACCUCCACCGCCAUCCAGGCAGCUGAGUGCUCCCACAACACUCGUACUUCCGGAACCCAAACCUUCGCCGUCUUCGUCACCGACCACGAAUACGACUCCUCCUACGGCGCUCCCUACGGUACCUGCAGCGCGUACACUUGCACCGCGCCGACGGAUAGCGAGAUGACGGAUGAUGAUGAUGAUUGCUGGACGUUCUUCUGGAACGACAACGGCGAGUCCUCCGGCGUUGGAACCGGAUGCAUUCGCAGCCCUGACGACGGAACUUGUGGAUGUGAGGACUCUGAUGGAACUUUUGUUUAUGGGGGAACGGAUUGCUCUUAG